Thamnophis sirtalis is the source of this 1142-nucleotide messenger RNA. The record is from RefSeq and is a predicted model, not a curated record. NCBI's taxonomy places the organism in Eukaryota, Metazoa, Chordata, Lepidosauria, Squamata, Natricidae.
AAUCAGGAUCACUAUUCAGUUCUUGGAUUGGGAAGGUUAAGAUACAAGGCCUCUCAGAAACAGAUCAAAGCAGCUCCCUACGAAACGUUAUCGGACCCUGUGAAAAGAAGAGCGUUUAACAGCAUAGACCCUACUUUCGACAACACCAUUCCUUCCAAAAGCGAAGCCAAGGAAAACUUCUUCGAGGUGUUUGCCCCCGUUUUUGAAAGGAAUGCCAGAUGGUCAAAUAAGAAAAAUGUUCCUAAGCUUGGGGAUCUGAACUCAUCCUUCGAUGAGGUGGAUGCCUUUUAUUCUUUCUGGUAUAACUUUGAUUCUUGGCGAGAAUUUUCUUACUUGGACGAAGAAGAAAAAGAGAAAGCAGAAUGUCGAGAUGAGAGAAGAUGGAUUGAAAAGCAAAACAGAGCCGGCAGAUCGUUAAGGAAAAAGGAAGAGAUGAAUAGAAUGAGGACCUUAGUGGAUAACUCAUACAGUUGUGAUCCCAGAAUAAAAAAGUUCAAAGAGGAAGAAAGAGCAAAGAAAGAAGCCGAGAAGAAAGCAAAGGUCGAAGCAAAACGGAAAGAACAAGAGGAAAAGGAAAGAAACUGGAAUUACUUUUCUGACAAUGAGGCAGAAAACGUUAAGAUGAUGGAAGAAGUCGAAAAGCUUUGCGAUCGGCUGGAGCUAGCAAGUCUGCAGUGCUUGAAUGAAGCACUUACAUCCACCACAAAGGACGAAGGGAAGGCUGCGGUAUUAAAACAGAUCCUCAUCAAAAGGACGACAUCAAUAAGAAAGCUUUUGAUAAAUUUAAGAAAGAGCAUGGCGUCAUACCACAAGCAGACAGCGCUGCCCCAUCAGAACGUUUUGAAGUAUCAUUCACAGAUGCAACUCCGUGGACGACAGAAGAGCAAAAACUCUUAGAACAGGCUCUCAAAACGUAUCCAGUGAAUACUCCCGAGAGAUGGGAAAAAAUAGCAACCUCCGUUCCGGGCCGGUCUAAAAAAGACUGUAUGAAACGAUAUAAGGAGCUGGUCGAAAUGGUCAAAGCCAAGAAAGCCGCCCAAGAGCAAGUCGUGAACGCUGCUAAAACUAAGAAAUGAGAUUUCUCCCGCGACAAUCCUAGUGUGUGUGUGUGUUUGUUUUGUAAUAAAAUAAAUACAAAUGUA